This is a messenger RNA of Funneliformis mosseae, 651 nucleotides long. Lineage: Eukaryota; Fungi; Glomeromycota; Glomeromycetes; Glomerales; Glomeraceae. The record is from the annotation of a GenBank genome assembly.
AUGAAGGCAAAUCUUCCCUCCCUAUAUGAAACGCAUAGAAAUACUACAACUUUUGUUCUUGCUCUCAUUGAAUGUUUUAUUCAUCGCGAGGCAGCAUCCUUUUUUAACAAACAAUUUGCAAAAUUACUCUUUUUGUUUAUUUCAUUUUCUCAAAAGGCCAAAAAGUUUGCUGUCCCUAAGCGUUCGGGGAAUAAUCCUUAUUUUGAUCCAAAAAUUCCAUCAUGUGUUGCCUGUGAAAAAGAAUACCCUUCCAUCGAUUCAUGUACGGAAUCAAGUGAAAUUUUUCAAAAUGCUUCUUAUGUUUUAUUUGAUCCUCUACAAUUGAUUGAUGCAAUUCGUUGUUCUUGCACUGACACGUUCUUAUCCGUAUAUCCGCUUUGUGUAGAAUGUUUUCGAAGAACAGGUCAGCCGGAUACCUUAUUGAAUACAGAAGUUCCUCCAACGAUAGAAAAGAUUAGAGGAAUUUGUCAGACUAUGAGUGCAACAAAUGGAAAUGCUAGUAAUUAUGAUGCUACGGCUACGGUGACCCCUUUAAGUCCAUCCGAUCGCCCUUGGAUGGAUUCUGCUAAUUCGUUUAAAGGGAUAUUAUGGCUCAUAAAUUUCAUCGUGUUCAUUUCAACAGGCAUGUUAUUAUUACAAUGUUUGGAUUAA